This is a messenger RNA of Spodoptera littoralis (African cotton leafworm), 2046 nucleotides long. NCBI's taxonomy places the organism in Eukaryota, Metazoa, Arthropoda, Insecta, Lepidoptera, Noctuidae. The record is from the annotation of a GenBank genome assembly.
AUGCUGGGCGGGGCGGGGUCGCCGGGUGGCGACGACUUGCUCACCGUCACCGUCGUCCGAGAUGAACAUGGAUAUGGCAUGAAAGUUUCUGGUGAGGACCCCGUAUACGUACAGUCAGUCAAGGAGCACGGCGCCGCGUGGCGAGCUGGUCUCCGUUCCGGCGACAGGAUCCUGCGCGUCGAUUCCGUUCCAGUACAUCAUCACACACAUCAACAAGUCGUGCAUAUGAUACGAGCGAACCCAUCAACCGUGUUAACAGUACAGCAGAAUUCUUCGAGACAUAAAACGCCGAUCACAGCACCAGUGCCAGUUAACUCAGAGAAGCAGCGUCAGCUGGAGGUGUCGAAGAUUCACACUGUGCGGUUGAUGCUGGAGCAGGAACAGAAGUUCAUCAGGGAUCUCCGCAAUGAACUACUAAAAGUCCCCGACGUGAGAAAGCAAGCUCAACUGGAAUCAGCUCAGCAGCGCUGCUCAAAGCUACAACAUGAGAUCGACACGAUCACAGCCGGACAGCCGGGCUCCCCCGGCCCCGGGCCGCGGGCCUCCAAGCACCCCGAGCGCGGCGCCGGCCCCCAGCCCGGCGGCUUCCUCAGCGGCCUGCCGCGCUCGCUGUCCAACCUCACGGGCCAGAGCCUGCGCAACCUGCGCAACAGCCGCGCCAAGCAGGCCGAGCCGGCCGCGCCCGCGCCCGCGCCCGCGCCGCUGCUGCGCCAGAACUCGGACGAGGGCGCGCGGCGCCGCCCGCACUCGCACACCGUGCCGCUCGUGCCCACCACCUGCCUCGACAACGUCACGCCGCCGCCGCUGCCGCCGCGCUCCACCGACCGGCCCAAGCGGCCCAGCAUGAGUCCGCCCUUGAACCCGCUGGCCCAGCCCAAGCCCGGCCACAGCUCGCAGAAGUACUACGGCCGCUACGUUGGGGACCAGUUCUCGAUGCACCAGUCGAUGCACGAGCACCGUCGCUCGUCGCACUCGCUGGACGGGUCCCUGGACGGCGAGCUGGACGGCCCGCAGCCCAACUCCAUCGCGAUGCAGAUGAGUUACCCGCUGGUCAAUGUGCCACCGCCGCCGCUACAGACGGACAACCGGACAGGUGUGCCUGUGUUACACAUGAGAAGUCGCUCGUCUCCCGAACAACUGGACACUGACUUGAAUAGAUCAAGUCUAGUAUCGUCUCCGCUGGCGCGGACGGCGCGGUCCCCGCCCGACAGUGGCACGCCGCCCCCGGGGACUCCGCCGCCGCCGUACCAUACCAACACACAGCCAUGCGCAGACCCACAAAGAGCCAUCAUCUCAAUGGAAGAAGAUGACUCACCCGCAUCGGACACAUCGACGUACUCCGGUUUAUUCUCAAACCUGCGAUCAGUACGGGAAUCGAAGGCGCGAACAGCAGUACUGCUCAACUGGCUGCUGGGAGAGAGGAGAUGCGCGUGCGCAUGUCUGCUACUAGUACUAACGGACGGGUACCGCAGUGCGAGCGGAGUACAGACACACACUCUGCGCCGCUGGGCGUACGAGAUACACUCCACAUUCCUCGUACCCAACGCGAUUCUACAGUUGAGCGGUGUAGACGAGAACAUGGCGAAUGAAAUCGAACAUGUUUUAGUUAAUGAGUACGAAAAAGAAGAGCUCCUUCGCAAUGUGUUUCGCAAAGCUAGGCAGAAGGCCAAGGAUGAGCUGAGCCAGCAACUGACGGAGUUCCAGGUCAAGAGGCAGGUCGGCCUGGGCACGCUCUAUGGACCUGAAGAUAGCGUUAUCGACAAAUGCGAUGUCGAUAAGGCUCAGGAGCUGGUGGUGGUGGAGCAGUUGAUGUGCGGCCAGCUGCGCGCCGCCGCCGCGCUGCCGCCCGCCGCCGCGCACGCGCACGCCGCGCCGCACGGGCCCGCCGCGCGCACGGGCCCAACGCCGCGCACGCGCACGACGCGCACGCCACCUUCAUCGCCGCGCUCGUCGCCGCCGCGCUGUGUCUGCACUGCAGGUACCGCCGCCAACUACAUCAUCUACUCUCGAUACGACUUUCAAAGAAAAAGCGUAUCAUUUCUUUAA